UAGUAUACUAUAGUUUGGAUCAAAUAUUAUUUGAAUAUGAGUCAUUACAAUUAAUGUGAUUAAGUAGGCUUAGGAUUAUGUAUUUUAAGUGUACAAAAAAGUUAAAACUUGGAUUCACUGAAAUGUGCUGAAGGUGUUGGACACUAGAUAAAUUAAGAAGUAAUUAUGGUGGUUGAAGGGAAUAGUCGAACAAUGUCUUCUACGAGAAUGACAGCUAAAGAACUCUGUGAGAAUGAUGAUCUAGUGACUAGCUUAAUUCUUGAUUCAUACCUGGGAUUUACUACUCAUAAAAUGAACCUCAGAUUUCGACAACCAAAAGUUGAUCAAGACUUAAAACAAAUUAUAGUAAACUUCAUUCAGCAUCAAAAUUAUGAAAAAGCUUACAAGCAGUUAUCUGAUGGAGAGUGGAUGACCACUAUGCUUUUUUCAAGGUCUAAACACCAGCAACAGAUUUUUCGUGAACAUGUGUUUCGUUACUUAAGAAUGUUUGACAAAGAAGCAGGAUUUGAAAUGCAACCUUGCAAAAGAUACUCAAUGGAAGGAAAUAUAGGGGCCAAAAUUUGUGCUACGAAAAAAUGGGAGAAAACAGAGAAGAUCCCCUACCUAGUUGGUUGUAUUGCAGAACUCACAGAGGAAGAAGAAUCUCAGCUGCUGCAGCCUGGAAAGAAUGACUUUAGUGUCAUGUAUUCUUGUCGAAAGAACUGUGCUCAGUUGUGGCUUGGACCAGCUGCUUUUAUUAAUCAUGAUUGCAGGCCUAAUUGCAAGUUUGUAUCUACUGGCCGAGACACUGCAUGUGUUAAAGUUUUAAGAGAUAUAAAUGAAGGAGAAGAAAUCACAUGCUUUUAUGGAGAGGAUUUUUUUGGAGAUAAUAACUGUUACUGUGAAUGUGAGACAUGUCGAAAGUUGCUGUAUCUGAUUGAUGUACAUUGUGAAACCUUUGUAAGGGAAGAAAGAAAAUCUAAAAUGGAAUUAAGAGGUACUGGUGCUUUUACUGACUGCCAAGUGAAAACAGAAGAAGGAGAAACGAAAACUACAUACAGUUUCAGAGAAACAGACAACCGUUUGAACAGGAUGAAACAACAGGCAAAAUCUGUAGAGGCUGCAAAGAAAACCAAAAGCAGUGUUUCACUUGAAUCUAGAGUUGACAGUAAGCUCCAGCACUCCACACUGAAGGAACUUCGUAAGAAAGGCCUCACCCAUUAUGAUGCUCAACUCUUACUUUCACGUGGUUACAAAUUCAAAGACCCUAGAGUUGUCCUUUCACCAAGAAAAAAUACAACUCGAUCUCACCAGAAGUUUUCGGGUGAAAAUGGAAUUUAUUAUAAAAACUUUCACAUCCAAUCAGAUAAACCUGAAAGAGAGUGUUAUAAUUACCAACAUAAACAGAAAUAUUGUAAUUUUGAAACUGAUCUUGAAAAUUAUAGCAUUUGUUUAGACCACCCUCAUCAAUACAGUUUUGAAAGCAUUGCUCCAGUGAAUGAAAUGAAAGAGAAACUGAGUGGAAAGCUGAGAGAAAACCAUGCUUGUUUUAUAAGUACAGAUUUUUCUGAGUGCAAAACUUUACUUACAGAAAACAUUGUUAGUCUUUCUUCUUCAUUGUUAACUGAGCAGGAACAGAAAGAAUCAAAAUUUUCAUCAGAAAGGCAUCAUAACAGCAAGUUAUGUAACAACAUUGAAUCCGAGGACAUACCUGAAAAUGAAAAGAAUGGUUUAUGUGCCAUUGAAAAUCUGGAAAAAAAUCAUUUCUCUAAUAAUGUCAACGAAUAUGAAGAAGCUGUUUCCAAACUCUCCAUUUUGGAAAAACGAAAUGGACUUGUGUGUUUGAAACAAACUGAGCACUUCUUUGAGCAUUCAAAUUCCAAAGUAGAAACAAAUCUCAAUAAUUUAUGCAAAAGAAUCAAACGUGAAGCUUCAAAAGGUUCAGAUUAUAUCAAUACCGCUUCUAAUGAGAGUCCAAAAGAUACAUCAUUGUCAAAGGUAAAUACUAGAAGACACUCUGUAUAUCCUUCAGUGGAUUAUUUGGAUGAAGAAUCAUUUAGUAGCAUAUCAUCUUCUAGUAGUAUUCAAGAAAACAAAUCACAUAAACUCAAGACAUUUGGAGGUUUACCUAUGAAUUCCAUGUACAAAAAGAUGAAUGACAACUUAUCCACAUCUAACGAAGGUUCUUUAUCGUUGCCUUCAAAAAAUAUCCAGGAACACAAGAAUAAAAUCUGCAAGUUGGAUGCUUCUGUAGGGACAGACCUUCAGGUUUUGGACUCGGUAGUUCAGGUGGGAGACGAUGCAGUCAAAGCAGGUUUUGUUAGUUUAAAACCAGGCGAAUCUGCAAAUAGUGAGUCGGCUAAUGAUUAUUGUAAUGACAAACAGCAACUUGGGAAACAUAAGGCAAUUCUACAGCAAGUUCAAAGACAUCCAACUCGAAAUAAAUGUGGUAUCUCAACAAGAUUGAGAUCAUGGGAAAGGAGAAAUUGUCACAGUGUUUCAUCUGAUACAGACUCUGAACUUUCAUAUCUAUCAGAACUAUCAGUCAUUCCCAAAAGAUAUUCUGUUUCUCAAGAUUCAGAGGCUCUUAAUUAUAAACAUUCUGAAAAACUUGGACAAAUGAUGGAACAAACAACUCUAGAUAAUCUUGUAGAUCUUAGUUCAUCAAGUACUGACCAAAGAAUAACACGAUCUGUUACAAAAAAUUGUAAUUUUAACUUAAAUCAGAAUUCAAAUAAUGGCUUGGAGAAUAUUUUCAUUGAUGAGUUCAGUUGGGUUCCUUCUGAUUUAGACUCAGUUCAUAUUGGUGAAGAACACAGUGAACAAUUAAAAUGGUUAAAAGACGAAAAUCUAGUGUGUGUUGAAAAAAGUAAAAACAGAAUAGUCAGCCCAAUAUAGUGACUAAAAAAGUAAUUCUUCAAAAAUUAGAUAGAACUACCUGUAAAAACCAGUGUGUACUAACACCAUCAUCAAACUCGUAUACACUGCCUCCUAAUAAAUAUGUUGAUACGACUUCAGAUAUUUCAGAAAACAAAAUUCCAAUUCAAAACAUUACUACAAAUUUGAACAGUAAGAACAAAUUUGAAAGUGGCAAUAAACAUUUGCCAAAACUCAAUGAGCAGUUGAUUUCAAAUAAAUUUAAGGAAGCUUUACUCAUAGGUUGUAGUAAACACUCACUUCUUAGAGAAUACUUAGAGAAAUCAUCUAGUUUGAAACAAGAUAAUCUCUCAAGUUAUUUUCCAACUAGAAAAGGAGCUGGGUUUGUGUCUUCAGAUUCUAUUCAUUGUGUAAAAGAAAAUAAGAAUUUGUUGCUUUCUACAGAAUGUAUGAACAAUGAGAGUAUUGCAUCUAGGUUAAGAGGGCCUUCAGGAAGACUGAAGAAAGAAAAAAAUGAGUCUAGUUUAAAUACAUUGUAUGGAGUGUCUAACAGUCAGCAACUCAAUGAAAUAGAGACUAAUCAACUCAAUAAUUGCAUCCAAAACCUAGACUUUUUAUCAAAGAACUGUACCUUGGAGCAACCAUUGGUCAACAAAACAUGUCAUUAUAAUCAAUAUAAUGGUAUAGAUCUUGGUAAAAAAAAUAAACAAAUCCAAUCUAAUGGAAUUGGUUUUACACAAAAACCAUUGAAAAAUGUCAACCAAAAUUUGUUAAGAAGUUCAUUUGAUGUAAAUCAUAAUGGUAAGCAAGAAAUGGAAGCAAACAACUGGGCACUAGCUGAUGUUGCAGAAAGUGGUGUUAAAAAUGGAAGUGGAAGAAAUUCUUUUAUUAACCUAGAUCAUGUACAGUGCAAAAGAAAACGGAGGCACUAUAGAAUGAAUGAAAGUAACAACAGUAAUGACAAGUCAAACAGCUGCCAGUCUUCUUCUGAAGGCUGUUUGAAAUUGACAAUUAGAGUAAAAAGAAAUCCAAUCAUUGAAGAACAUAUUUCUGUCAAUAAAACAGAACUCUCUUCUUAUUCUGUAAAACAAAACAUGGUGUAUGAAAUCCUUCCUAGGAGUAGUAGAGAUAACCAAUGGGGCUCACCAUCAACCUUCACAAAGAAGAAGAAGAAAAAGAAACACAAACAAAAGAAGAAAAAGAAAACAAAAGAAAGGAAAUACAAAAAGUCACACAUGGCAUUACCUUCAUCAGAAGUUAAAUUGUGCUCUGAUGAUGAUGGUAGUACUAAUCAUUUGUGUGUAUCAAGUGGUUGUAAAUUUCACAGUGGUUCUUUUUUCUCAUCAUCAUCAUCUUUAAUAGUGUCCCCACGGAAACCUGGUACAAAAAGAUUUAAACUUAU
This is a messenger RNA of Limulus polyphemus (Atlantic horseshoe crab), 4258 nucleotides long. RefSeq names its product histone-lysine N-methyltransferase KMT5B-B-like. The record is from RefSeq and is a predicted model, not a curated record. The coding region runs from base 166 to 2877 and encodes 903 amino acids. Lineage: Eukaryota; Metazoa; Arthropoda; Merostomata; Xiphosura; Limulidae. Gene Ontology annotation, cellular component: nucleus. The transcript has 10 exons. Gene Ontology annotation, molecular function: histone H4K20 methyltransferase activity; protein binding.